This is a messenger RNA of Sander lucioperca (pikeperch), 4782 nucleotides long. It is a transcript of the gene prpf6, whose product is annotated as PRP6 pre-mRNA processing factor 6 homolog (S. cerevisiae). The transcript is spliced from 21 exons. Gene Ontology annotation, molecular function: protein binding. Gene Ontology annotation, biological process: mRNA splicing, via spliceosome; spliceosomal tri-snRNP complex assembly. The coding region runs from base 81 to 2975 and encodes 964 amino acids. Lineage: Eukaryota; Metazoa; Chordata; Actinopteri; Perciformes; Percidae. The record is from RefSeq and is a predicted model, not a curated record. Gene Ontology annotation, cellular component: U4/U6 x U5 tri-snRNP complex; catalytic step 2 spliceosome.
AGAAGGACAGGGUUUGCUACUAACGGAAGUGCGACUGUUGUUUAUCCGGCAGUUAGCCUCCUCGUCGUUGGCGUAUAACGAUGGCCCACGCUGCAGGAAAACAAGGACCUAAAAUUGUCUCCAAAUCAUCUGCGGGAGGCACCGGGGCUGCGGGGGCUGGUGGUGGGCCCCCGAUAAUGCCCCUCGCCUCUCCGCUCAUGGGGAAAAAGAAGAAGCCGUUUCUGGGGAUGCCCGCUCCUCUGGGCUACGUCCCCGGUCUGGGUAGAGGUGCAACUGGCUUCACCACCCGAUCUGAUAUUGGUCCUGCUCGUGAUGCCAACGAUCCAGUGGAUGACCGACAUGCACCUCCAGGGAAGAGGACAGUUGGGGACCAAAUGAAAAAGAACCAGGAUGAUGAUGAUGAAGAUCUGAAUGACACAAACUACGAUGAGUUUAAUGGAUAUGCAGGUAGCUUGUUCUCCAGUGGUCCCUAUGAGAAGGAUGAUGAAGAAGCAGAUGCCAUAUAUGCAGCACUGGACAAGAGGAUGGACGAAAGACGCAAAGAAAGAAGGGAGCUGAGAGAGAAGGAAGAAAUCGAGAAAUACCGUAUGGAGCGACCCAAAAUCCAGCAGCAGUUUUCAGAUCUAAAGAGGAAAUUGUCAGAGGUGUCAGAGGAGGAGUGGCUGAGCAUCCCUGAGGUGGGAGAUGCCAGGAAUAAGCGCCAGAGAAAUCCCCGCUAUGAGAAACUCACCCCUGUCCCCGACAGCUUCUUCUCCAAACACCUGCAGACUGGAGAGAACCAUACCACUGUUGACCCUCUACAAGGGCUGGGAGGUCUGAACACACCUUACCCAGGAAGCAUGACACCAGGGACAGGAGAGCUGGACAUGAGGAAAAUCGGUCAGGCCAGGAACACACUUAUGGAUAUGAGACUCAGCCAGGUGUCUGACUCAGUGAGCGGACAGACAGUGGUGGAUCCUAAGGGUUAUCUGACAGAUCUCAACUCCAUGAUCCCCACACAUGGAGGAGACAUCAGUGACAUCAAGAAGGCUCGUCUACUACUGAAAUCUGUGAGGGAGACCAAUCCCCAUCACCCGCCUGCCUGGAUUGCCUCUGCCAGGCUGGAGGAGGUGACCGGAAAACUGCAGGUGGCCAGGAACCUGAUCAUGAAAGGCACAGAGAUGUGUCCUAAGAGUGAGGAUGUGUGGCUGGAGGCAGCCAGGCUCCAGCCCGGAGACACAGCCAAAGCCGUGGUAGCCCAAGCUGUCCGCCACCUGCCUGGGUCCGUCCGCAUCUACAUCAGAGCUGCAGAGCUGGAGACAGACAUCAGGGCCAAGAAACGAGUCCUCAGGAAGGCCCUGGAGAAUGUGUCCAAGUCAGUUCGACUGUGGAAGACAGCUGUGGAGCUGGAGGAGCCAGAGGAUGCCAGGAUCAUGCUUAGCAGAGCUGUGGAGUGUUGCCCUACAAGUGUGGAGCUGUGGUUGGCACUAGCCCGGUUAGAGACAUACGAGAACGCACGUCGUGUCCUGAACAAAGCUCGAGAGAACAUCCCUACUGAUCGCCACAUCUGGAUCACUGCUGCUAAGUUGGAGGAGGCCAACAGCAACACUCAGAUGGUGGAGAAGAUCAUUGACAGAGCCAUCACUUCUCUGCGCGCCAACGGCGUGGAGAUCAACAGAGAGCAGUGGAUACAGGAUGCAGAGGAGUGUGACAAAGCAGGCAGCGUAGCUACCUGCCAGGCCGUGAUAAGGGCCGUCAUAGGGAUUGGCAUCGAGGAGGAGGACCGCAAACACACCUGGAUGGAGGAUGCGGAUAGUUGUGUGGCCCAUGGGGCGCUGGAGUGUGCCAGGGCCAUCUAUGCCCAUGCUCUGCAGGUGUUCCCCAGUAAAAAAAGUGUCUGGCUUAGAGCUGCUUACUUUGAGAAGAAUAACGGCACCAGGGAGUCUUUGGAGGCCCUGCUCCAAAGGGCCGUUGCUCACUGUCCCAAGGCAGAGGUCCUGUGGCUGAUGGGGGCCAAGUCCAAGUGGCUGGCUGAGGAUGUGCCUGCAGCCAGAAGUAUUCUUGCUCUGGCCUUCCAGGCUAACCCGAACAGUGAAGAGAUCUGGCUGGCUGCUGUCAAGCUGGAGUCUGAGAAUAACGAGUAUGAAAGAGCCCGUCGACUGCUGGCCAAGGCCCGUAGCAGUGCCCCAACCGCCAGGGUAUUUAUGAAGUCAGUCAAGUUGGAGUGGGUGUUGGGGAACAUAGAAGCUGCCCAGGAGUUGUGCACCGAGGCCCUGAAACACUACGAGGACUUCCCCAAACUUUGGAUGAUGAGAGGCCAGAUAGAAGAGCAGUGUGAAAACAUGGAUAAGGCCAGAGAGGCGUACAACCAAGGGUUGAAAAAGUGUCCCCACUCGAGCGGCCUGUGGUUGCUGCUGUCUCGUCUUGAAGAGAGAGUGGGACAGCUGACCAGAGCCAGAGCAAUCCUGGAAAAGGCCCGACUCAAGAAUCCCCAGGGCCCCGACCUAUGGUUGGAGUCGGUCAGACUGGAGUUCCGGGCUGGACUGAAGAACAUCGCCAACACACUGAUGGCCAAAGCUCUGCAGGAAUGCCCCAAUUCAGGUAUCCUGUGGGCUGAGGCAGUGUUUUUGGAGGCAAGGCCCCAGAGGAAGACUAAGAGUGUGGAUGCUUUGAAGAAGUGUGAACAUGAUCCCCAUGUCUUGCUCGCUGUAGCCAAGUUGUUCUGGAGUGAGCGUAAGAUCACCAAAGCCAGAGAGUGGUUUCUGAGGACAGUAAAGAUUGAGCCAGACCUGGGAGAUGCUUGGGCUCUCUUCUACAAGUUUGAGCUGCAGCAUGGCACAGAGGAACAGCAGGAAGAGGUGCGAAAGCGCUGUGAGAAUGCGGAGCCCCGCCAUGGAGAGCUGUGGUGUGCCGAGUCCAAACACGUCCUGAACUGGCAGAAGAAGACAGGAGAGAUCUUAGCAGAGGUAGCCAGCAAGAUCAAGAACACAUUCUGAGAAUGGGGAAAAUGUGGACUGAAAACACCUGGAGGACUCUGGCAGUCACCAGUUGAGCAAGAAACAGCUAUGGACAUGCUCAACUAUUGUUCUCAACCAGGACUUGCCCAUCUGUGGCAGAUACAAAGUAAUCAAACAUACCCCCCUUACCUUUUUCAGGUUUACCGUUUUACCAAAUGGAAUCACAGUUUCUAUACUUACCAACAGAGAAUGAUAAUUUAAUGUCAAAGUGAAACCUAAGUACCAAUUUAAAACUCAAAAUUACCGUCUUCAAGUGAAUAAGUAGUAGCGACAGUAGUAGGUUUUUGUGGCUAGGUCUGUGGUCUUUCAGGUAGCACAGGGACUGUCGUUGAACUGUAGUUUUCAAGUCUUCAGAUGGAUUGAGUUCAGGACUUUGAAUCGGCCACUCCAGGACAUAAUAUUAUUGUCUUUUAAGCCCCUCCUGCGUAGCUUUGGUUUUACGUUUUGGCAUUUGCUGGAAAGUAAACCUCCCAAGUCUGCUUGCAGACUGCUGCAGGUUCUCUGGGAUUUAAUUGUAUUUUGCUGCAAUCAUUUUACUCAGAGCCUGCAGCAGAGAAGAAUCCCCACAGUAUGAGGUUGCCUCCAUCGGUUAAUGGUGGAGAUGGUGUGUUUCUGGUAAUGUGGCUGGUUUUAAUUUUGGUCUCAUUAGACCAUAGAACCUUCUUCCACUUAGUUUGAGUCUCCCACAUGCCUUCUGGAAAAUACUAGCUCAGAUGUUACACAAGCAGUUUGCUUCUCCUUGCAACACUGGGCUGCACCUGGCAAAUCACCCAGGCAACAGUUGUUUAAAUAGUUCUCAGAAUAAUUAAAGGGAAACACACCUACUCUACUGAGGUGCUGGCUUAAUUCAUACAUUUUUGUAAAUCAACCUUUAGCACAAUUUCUAAAGGCAAAAUGUUGAUUUACAGCUUCAUGAAUUAAAGGAUUGUAUCAGAGCUAUGAGUUUGCAGCUCUGUCUUUUCAGCUUCUGAUGUAUUUGCACAGUGUCUCGCAUCUCAACCACCUUCAGAAUUAUGCUAUGCAUAUUGAGCAUCUUGGAAAUGUUCAUGUACAGUACCUUUUUGUUAUCUAGCCAUGACCACCCAAGUGAAAUACACUUACUAGUCUCUAUUGUUUUGCCAUGCUGUUGGUUCAUGUGGCUGUCGGUUCAGGUCUGCAUAAUCUGCGUGUGCCUGUUCUGUGUGCUGAAUUGAAAUGGUGUGAAAACCAUGCCCCAGCAGCACUGUACCGGCCAGGUUUGGAAGAGGACACACAGGUGAUCUCUGCAACAUAUAAUGUGAGUUGCACCAGUAAUGAUGUAGGCGUGUUAUAGUAAAGGGGGUUAAAAGUUAGAGGUAAUCAGUUAUUUUCUUUUAUAUUUCUACUAAAUUAGAAUAAAUAUGUUGAUUUGUUUUCCCUUUGACAUUUUCUGCUGAUUACUGUUGAAAUUCAAAUUUCAGUCGUUGUGAAAAUUGUAAAACAAACAUGAACUUAAAUGGGUACUGUGAGAGAGAAAUAUACAAAACACACUCAUGUUGAUUCCACCUUUACAGUACAGUAUGUCUGGACUGAACUUUUUCGGUAUUGGGUGUUAUUGUCAAAACUUGUUUGUUAAAAACAAUUAGAACAUCUUAUUUCUGUGGAAUUUUGUUUUCAUGUCUGGAUUUGACUGAAAUAAUUGUAUAUACACUUGUCAGGGAUUAUUACAUGCUUUCUCAUGUUCUAGUAGUGAUAUGCUUUUUUACUUAGCAUGCUUGACAUUUGUUUAAAUACUUUGCAGGCAUCCAAUAAACAAAAUAACAGUUAA